AACCGGCUCGGUGGGAAGCGGAGCGCGGCAGAGGGUGCUCUUGUGUGCCGGGCGCCUGCGGAGCCCGUCUGCAGCGCCGCUGGCAGCCGAGGCGGGGAGAAACCCAGCCUACCUCUGGGUGAAGCAACCACCUCUGCGGGCCAGGAAGCGAGCUGUGGUGUGUGCUGCGUGGUGUCUGCUCAGAGCUGCCUGCUCUAGGAGGAGCCGAAGAGGAGCGGGAGAGCUCACAUCGAGAUGUUUGAGAGGUUCGGGAACCCUUAAUUAGGAAUAAAUCUGCGGGAUAAAAGAAGCUGAACUCUCCAGGUUGGCUGGCAAGGAGGAGAUCAUGAUCGGAUCCCUGCUCUUCACGCUCACCGGCUUUUGAGUUUCUGCAAACAGCGGUGCGGCAAGCGGCUCCCCCAUGGCUGCAGCCGGCGGCGAGGGGCCGGCGCGGACCCCGGUGCUGCCGGCCGGCGCUGCCCUGGCCCUGCUCGCCGGCGUGGUCUACCUGGGCGCCCUGUGUGCUGCCUGCAGACGCAAGGGCAGGAAGAAGAAGAUCCCUCCAGACAGCGUGAAGCUGGUGGACAAGUCCCUGCUCCGGCAGACGCAGCUGCGGUCGCUCAGCAAGUCGGACACGAAGCUGCACGAGCUGUACCGGGUGAAGGCCAGGGAUGAUGCCCAGCGGCCGGCCAGCCUGGAUUUCCCUUGCCCCGUGGGCCCCCCCGCCGGUGCCGACUCCCCCCACAGCUCCAGCGUCAGCAUCUUCCUGCACCGCGAGCUGCCCCGCAUCCCCGAGCCCCCCGCCGCCUCCCAGGCCCCCGACCAGACCUACUCCAACCUGCUCUUCACGCCACUGCGGAAGCCGGUGCCGGACACCGUCUACGAGUGCCUGGCGGUGGGGGGGGAGGAUGUCCCGGUGCCCCCCACACCCGCCGGCACCCAGGUGUCCCCGCCCCGGGCCAGGCACGGGGCGGCCGAUUACGCCUGUGUCCGAAAGGUGAAGAUGAUGGUGCCCACGGAGGUGCAGGAUGGGGCCGUGGCGGGGCCACCCGCAGCCCCACGGUGCUGGGACGGCGCAGGCAAUGCCCCCCAGGCAAAGCUGGAAGAGAUGUACUCGACGGUGUGCAAAGCCACCAAGAAGAAAACCCAGGUGACCUCAUCGUCCCCGAGGGAGGUGGGUGCUGGGUGGCCGCCCCCCCGCCGCGAGGAGGGUGCCCUGGCUGGGUGCUGGCCCCCGGCAGCCCAAACCCCCCCCGACCCUUGCUACGAGUCCAUCAGCGACAGAGCCUGGACUGCUCAGAGCCGCAGCCCCGACCCGGACUACGAGGCCGUGGACGUUAACUGGAAGAAGGCGGCAAAACGGGACAAGCCGCGGAAGGGCUGUGCCCCUGAGAACCUCUACGAAAGCGUCGGUGACGUUUGGGCAGGGGGGUCCCGGCGACCCUCCGCCAGGACGGCGGCCAACGGGCUGCAGGUGUACAUCACCAACCUAUAGCAUCCUCCCUCCUUGCCCCCCCCACCCCGGGAGCGGGGUCCUCGCUGCGGGGUGGUCCCACCCCGGCUCGAUGCCAUCGGGGCGGGGGUCCCCCCGGGACUGUCUUUUCAGGGGGUUGAGCCCCGUGGGGACGGGCACACCCGAGCCCAGUGCCUGUGGGGCGGCUCCAUCCCUGCAAGCGCUUUUUGUCUAUGUGUUACUUUUCUUUAAGUGUCCCUGUCCCAGCCCAAGCAGGUUGGUGUUGGGAUGCCCGGAGGGGGGCAGUUUGUAGGGGCUGGGUGCCACGUGGGAGCUCAGUGGGACGGAGCUGGCGCUGCCACCGAGAUGGGAGAACCAGAUUGGGACCGGUUGUGUUUUGGGGCGAGGCUGUCGGCCAGCCCUGCGGCCCUGAGCUGCGGGAUCAGGCCCCUCAUCAGCAGGGUUAUGCCAUGAGCGAGGGUCUCCAUCCUCCCCCCCCCCUGCCUAGGGGAGAGCGGGACCCCGUCCAGCCCCCGAGCAGCUUCAUUCCCAUCACUGAAUGUCACCAAGGCCAGUUAUAGGGACCAGCACAGCAGCUCCGGCCGUGGCCAGGGGCCAGCCACGUGCCUCAGUACCUUUCGGACCGGUGCAAAGGCGCCUCCGUGAGCAGCCGUCUCCCAAACACCAUUAAAAGGCUGAGAAGGGUUCAUCCUGCUCAGGAGAACACACUUUAAAA
Messenger RNA from Tyto alba (common barn owl), 2168 nucleotides. It is a transcript of the gene LIME1, whose product is annotated as Lck interacting transmembrane adaptor 1. Gene Ontology annotation, biological process: T cell receptor signaling pathway; B cell receptor signaling pathway. Lineage: Eukaryota; Metazoa; Chordata; Aves; Strigiformes; Tytonidae. The transcript has 6 exons. Bases 401 to 1474 code for a protein of 357 amino acids. The record is from RefSeq and is a predicted model, not a curated record.